AUGAGUAACAUGGCUACUUCCAAGUCUGGUGAUGUUGAGGGUAACUGCACUGUGGAAGAGCGGGGCAGUCAUUUGCAAGAGUUUAAGGAGAUAGAAGAAAUCAGAAAGUUAAUAGCCGCCCUAAAAAAUACAUGCAUGAAUCAACUAGACCGCGAAAUCUCAUGCGAACGAUUUACAUACAUCAUUGACUCGUACCAAGAACAGCCCUAUCUGAUUGAUCCAUAUUUAGAGUCUGUUUUGAAUCAGUUACUUGAGAUAGUUCGAGAUCAGAACUCACCACCCAUACUUGUUCAUGAAGCCUUCAAAUACCUUUAUUUUAUAACAAAGAUGCGUGGAUUCAAGGUCAUUGUGCGAUUCUUUCCGCAUGAAGUUUCAGACGUGGAGCCAGUUUUAGCUUUAAUGGACAAAGAAAACCCACAGGACUAUGCGAGCUGGGAAACAAGAUACAUGUUGUUGUUAUGGCUGUCCAUUGUCUGCAUGAUUCCAUUUGAUUUGAAGAGGCUAGAUAACACUACUGCACUCGCCAUCAAACAGGGUGCAAGAGCUACAGUUAUGAACAGGAUCCUUCAAGUUGGAGAAAUGUACUUAACGGUAAAUGACAAAUCACGUGAUGCAGCAGCUUAUUUGAUUUCUCGCUUCAUGACACGACUUGAUGUAAAGAAAGAAAAACUUCCUGAGUUUAUCGACUGGUCUCUUCAGAUCUUGCACGAAGCUGAAGCUGAAACAGUCGCAGGAAUGAAUGCCCUUUGUGGCAUUCUCAUGACUCUGGCAUUGCUUUUCAAACAUGGAAAACGUGAAGAUCUGUUAACCUAUGUGCCAGCAGUUUUAGAAAAAGUUCUUGGUGGGGUAUUUCUGUCUGACUUUAACACAGUUCUUCGUAAGUCUGCAAUGAAGAUUUUGCAAAGGCUUGGGUUGACGCUGCUAAAAAGCAGAGUGACAUCAUGGAGGUAUCAAAGAGGAAAUAGAUCUUUAUCCGCUAAUCUACAGCAAAAGAAAGCACUGGUGACUGGACCUAUUCAGACUUUGGAGGUUCAGAAUGACGAUGAAGAAUUUGAUGUUCCUGAUGAAGUGGAAGAUGUAAUAGAGCAUCUGCUGGGUGGACUGCGAGACAAAGAUACUGUUGUAAGAUGGUCAGCGGCUAAAGGGAUUGGCCGAAUUACAGGAAGACUACCCAAAGCGCUUGGUGAUGAAGUUGUAGCCUCUGUGUUGGAACUUUUCAGUCUGCAAGAAACGGAUGGUGCUUGGCAUGGUGGAUGCUUAGCUUUGGCUGAACUUGGGAGACGUGGGCUGCUGUUACCGCACAGACUAAAAGAUGUGGUGCCGGUGGUGCUGAAGUCUCUGGUGUAUGAUGAGCUGCGGGGUACAUUCUCAGUGGGAGCACAUGUUCGAGAUGCUGCGUGCUAUGUCUGCUGGGCCUUCGCUCGGGCAUACGACCCAGAAGAGAUUGUACCUUAUGUGAAGAAACUAGCAAAUGGUCUUCUGGUCGUGUCUGUGUUUGACCGGGAAGUUAAUGUGCGGCGAGCAGCAUCAGCAGCUUUCCAGGAGAAUGUUGGCAGACAGGGUACAUUUCCACAUGGCAUUGACAUUUUGACAACAGCAGAUUAUUUUGCUGUGGGAUUGAGGACUUCAUGUUACCUAGAACUCAGUGUUUAUAUUGCUCAGUUUGAAGAAUAUACCAAGUCUAUGAUAGACCACCUUGUUCACAUGAAGAUCUCCCACUGGGACAGUUCAAUUCGCUUAUUGGCAGCAAAGGGUCUGCAUAACCUCACACCCAAAGAUCCAGAAUAUCUUGCACAAACAGUGAUGCCACAGUUAAUAGCAAUGACAUCAAGCAUUGAUCUUUAUCAUCGACAUGGUUCCAUCUUAGCAGCGGCAGAAAUCACCCAUGCCUUGUUUCUCAUAGCAGACAGUCAGAAAAAGAAAAUUACAAACUUCCUGUCGGAUUCCACUAUCUCUGGUUUAAAAGAAAUUCCCCAAAAGCUCGAUGAUUCCAAGCUGUUCCGAGGACUUGGCGGUGAACUGAUGCGAAAAGCUGUAAGUCAUUUGAUUGAGAAGAUGUCGCUGUCCAAGAUGCCUUUCCACAAGGAUUCCAGCAUUGAUCACUGGCAGAAAAUCAUUGAUGACUGUCUACACCACAAGGAACCAGAUGUACAGCAAGCUGCUAUUAACGCUAUUCCAGCCUUCCUGUCUGAGUACAGCAGGGAUGAGAAUGGAAAAGCAGAUACAGUAAAGCAAGAUGAUUUACUAAAGAAAUACUUGAAUGAACUGAAAAGCAAUAUGAAAACAUCCAGACAGGGUUACAGUCUGGCGCUGGGUUCACUGCCGAAGUUCAUGCUGCACGGGCAGCUCGAGAAGGUUCUCACUGGCCUCAUACAGGCAGCAACCAUCUCGGAGAGUUAUGUAUCCUGGGCAGAAACACGCAGAGACGCACUCAAAGCAAUUACCAGCAUAAUCAGAACCGUGGGAGUGGAAUCUGAUGGGUCAGUGCAGAAUGUCGUGUGUGGUCAAAACGUGCCGGCCAUCUACAGAGUGUUCCUGGCGGCCAUGUCCGACUACACGAUGGACAGCCAUGGAGAUGUCGGAGCAUGGGUCAGAGAAGCAAGUAUAUCUGGCCUGGAAACUCUCACAUGCAUUUUGUCAGAGAAAGCACCAAAUCUAAUUACACCAGAGACAUGUAAGAAUUUGUGUUGUUGCCUGCUUCAGCAAGCUUGUGAGAAGAUUGACCGCACCCGAGCUCGCGCCGGUUCUGUGUUCAUCAAACUUUUGUAUCACAAACCCACAGUUCCACACGUUCCACAUAGAAGAGAAUUGUGUGUCAAACUUCCACAUGAGGACGUCAAGGAAAUAAACUGGGCUGCUCCAUCAGAGACGUUUCCUCAACUCACUGGACUGUUGUCGCUGUCUACAUUCACAUACAGUGUCCUGCUCGGUCUCACAGUUAGUGUGGGCGGCCUUACAGAGUCCUUGGUCAAAUACUCGAGCUCCUCCCUAUACAACUAUCUACAUGAGAUCUCCGAAGAUUCUUCAGCCAUGGAUGUAUUCAGCCAGACUCUGAUACAGAUAUACAAGGAUUAUCACAGAAAUGAUAGAGUAUCCAUUCCACUGCUGAAGAUGACAGCCCAGCUUCUUUCAAAAGGAUGUUUCCAGUGCUUUGUCGAUGACACUAGCCAUUCGUUCCUGGUGGAGUUAUUAAACUUGGUGAAAAAAGAGAUGUACAGAAGUUCUGACCCAUUCAAACUUAUGGCAGCUGCUGAUGUCUUAACGGAGUUGUUGCAGUUUCGAGAAGAAACCAAAAGGCUAUCUCUGUCAUCACUUAUGAUACUACUUUGUCACAAAUACCCAAGAGUAAGAAAAAGCACAGCUAACAAGCUGUAUGAAGCACUUGUUACAUAUGAUGAUAUAGUGCCUGAGAAUGAGCUGGACAAUGUGAUGACAAUCCUCAGUGAUACAAACUGGGAUACAUCCAUUGAUGAAGUGCGUCCAAUAAGAAAUAAAGUUUGUGAUAUUAUAGGAAUUGUCAGACCAGUCCCAUCCAAGCUUACAGUAACAGACAAACAGAACUGAUGAGUGUGCAGACAGAAUAUAUCACAAUUCAACUGUUCAAUCAGUAACGAUUAGACUGAAGGGACAUCCAAAUACUUGUGACGUUUUAAAGGAGAACCAACUAACGUAACAUCAAAUACUAAACAUGCUAUUGUGAUAUACAGUCAUUAUUCAAUCAGUAAUGAUUAGACUGAAUGAACAUACAAAUAACUGUUGAGUUUUAAAGGAGAAACGACUACAGCAACAUCAACUAUAACAUGGUAUUGUGAUAGUCAGCAGUUAAUUAAUUAAUGAUUAGACUGAAGGAACAUCCAAAUACUUGUGACGUUUUAAAGGAGAAACGACUAACAUAACAUCAAAUACUAAACAUACUAUUGUGAUAUACAGUCAUUAUUCAAUAAGUAAUGUUUAGACUGAAUGAACAUCCAAAUAACUUAAGUUUUAAACGAGAAACGACAAAUGCAACAUAUUAAACAUGUUGUGACAUACAAUCAGAUGGUAUGUCAUUAUGUUGAUGCCAAACAGGCCAUUUAUUUUUAAAUAAGUGUGCCAUACAAAUUUCUUAACAUAAUCUGAAUGAUAAAACUGUAAUAUGUGAUCAGGGCCAUAUCGAAUGGACAUUUUCGCAAAAUUAUGGUUGAUUCCAUAACAAAUAAUGGCCAUUUGGUUUUGGCAAUACAAACUUUACAACUGGCCUCAUAUAUUUAUAAACAAUACUUUCAGCUCACAUUAAAAUAAUUCUGUAUUUAGCUUGUUUUAGUUGUAUCACUUUCGAAACUACAUUCACGCUGCUGGCUCACUAAUCAACAAUGAGAAGCUUUUGGUGUUGGAUCAAGUUCAUUUCCAAGAAACUCGAUCUGUUCGCACCCACUUUAGUAAUUAACUUCUGCUUUCAUCAAAGCAUUAUUGUGAUUUCUUACACACCUGUUGGCAAGAACAUUAUUCGUUAUUUUUGACAUAUAUAUGUGUGUUAACAA
Gigantopelta aegis is the source of this 4520-nucleotide messenger RNA. Its product is annotated as tubulin-specific chaperone D-like. Gene Ontology annotation, molecular function: GTPase activator activity; beta-tubulin binding. The record is from RefSeq and is a predicted model, not a curated record. Gene Ontology annotation, biological process: microtubule cytoskeleton organization; tubulin complex assembly; adherens junction assembly. The transcript is spliced from 37 exons. Gene Ontology annotation, cellular component: lateral plasma membrane. Lineage: Eukaryota; Metazoa; Mollusca; Gastropoda; Neomphalida; Peltospiridae. The coding region runs from base 1 to 3564 and encodes 1187 amino acids.